Nicotiana attenuata is the source of this 1902-nucleotide messenger RNA. Its product is annotated as gibberellin 2-beta-dioxygenase 8-like. The transcript has 3 exons. Gene Ontology annotation, molecular function: dioxygenase activity. Lineage: Eukaryota; Viridiplantae; Streptophyta; Magnoliopsida; Solanales; Solanaceae. The record is from RefSeq and is a predicted model, not a curated record. Bases 115 to 1143 code for a protein of 342 amino acids.
AUAAACACAAACGACGUAACAAAUUCACCAUUUCCCAUGUUUGAACGUAUCCUCCUAUAAAAUAGUAGCUAUUUUAAGCUAAAAAUCAGAGGUUAGUUGAAUUAAAGAAACAUCAUGUCCGAAUCUAACUUUGAAUCCUACCCUCCAUUGUUUCGCCCAGUAAACAUCCCAAGUUUGGACAGAGAUAGACCAGAGACACUGUCAAAGUUAGCAGUGGACGCUGCUAAUAUCCCUGUGAUUGACUUACAAUGCACAACAAGCUGUAUGAGUGAAGCGUGUAGAAAUUGGGGAUUAUUUCGUAUGGUGAAUCAUGGUAUUCCAAUUACGCUAUUGAACCAAAUUGAAGAACAUGCUAUAAAGCUCUUCUCUCUGCCCUAUGAAACUAAAAUAGCCUUCUUCUCAAGUAACAAUAAUAAUACUCCUAUAUCCUACUUUUGGGGUACUCCUGCUCUAACUCCUUCUGGAUCUGCUAUACCACAAAAACCAAAUAAUCAGCAGAGCCUACAAUGGAUGGAAGGAUUCAAUGUUUCUUUAUCUCAAUUAUCACAUCUUCAUUAUCAAGAUUUAUUGCUCGAAACUUUCAGAUGCUUGCUAGAAGAAUAUGGGAAACACCAGGGUAGGCUGGCUACGUCAAUAUUCAAGGUUUUGGCAUCAGACCUGAACCUGGGACCAUUACAGACUCAGUCUCAUCUCUCAGUAGCCACUGGUUUACUGAGGGUGUAUCGUUACCCUCGUUGCCACGAGCCAGAAGGAGCGUGGGGGAUUGACGUGCACACAGAUAGCUCAGUCCUCUCCAUUAUUCACCAAGAUGAAGUUGGAGGCCUUCAAGUUUACAGCAAAGAUCAUCAAUGGCUUGACGUCAAUCCUCAUCCCAAUACACUUAUUGUCAAUAUUGGUGACAUGUUGCAGGCAAUGAGUGAUGACAAGUAUAUGAGCGUGAAGCAUAGAGUGAAGGUGAACAAACACAAAGAGAGAAUAUCAAUAGGUUAUUUUGUAUUCCCUGCCGAAGAUGCUAUCAUUCAUAGCACAAACUACAAGCCUUUUACCUACGCCGAUUUUCGAGCACAAGUUCAACAUGAUUUGAAGACAGUAGGUAUCAAGACUGGUCUCCAGAAAUUCAAGUUUACUACUCAAUUCUCCUAACUGUGUACCUUAGUUUUAAUUGGGGGAAAAUGGUGCACAAAUAAUUAGUUCCUGCUGUAUCCUUAGCUGACUGUAAGUUGUAUAAACUAGUACUAUUCGGAAGCGGCUCCCCUCCAUUGCAGUAUCCCUCCAGUUUAUCAAGUGCACCUUUAAUCUUAUCACACCUGUCAACUAUUAGAUCUAAGGGUCAAUACUUGUUUAACUAAAACACCCCCUUAUACCAUGGUUCAAUGAAAAAAAGGAUCAAUCUUCUACUUUUGUAGUCAGCGAUACAACAAUUUGAAAGAGCUUCGGUUUUGUGAGGGGAGAAGUUACAGAUUAUUGGAGACAUGAACCAUAGAAAAAUAUAAUAAUAUCAUGAAAAUGAGUUUUUUGAUUGUUGCUGGGCAGUAGUAAAGUAGUAAAUCUCCAGGAGGAGCAACACGAUUUUAGCCUAGAUAUUAUGUGCCAAAUAGGGAAAGAAUAAAACAUACAAUUAGUGGGACUUAACCAUGGUAUAAUUAAGGGAGUGUUUCAGUUAAACAAAUAUUGACCCUUAGAUCUAAUAGUUGACAGGUGUAAUAAAAUUAAAGGCGCACUUGAUAAACUGGAGGGAUAAUGCAAUGGAGGGGAGCCGCUUCCGUAAUAUUCAGGGUUUUUUCUUGGUUAUAAUUUUUCCAAUGUCCUUUCCUAUUUGAGAAGAAAUGGUAAUUGUAGAUUACUCUCUUUAAUUUCAUUUUCGUUGUAGGACCUAGGUGCUAUAAGAAUUUCGAAGUCUAA